AUGGAGGGCUUCGACACCAUGGCCAUGCCGCCCUAUCUGGCCAGCCCGUUGUCCCUCGGCAAUCUCCAGGGCGACUAUCUCAACGCCAUGCCGGGUCUCGAUCUGCCCGAUCACCGCUCCAAUUUUGAUUCCGAGACUUUUGUAAGCGACGAUCUUGCCUUCACCCAAAAUAGUCUGCCACACUCGUUGAAUCGCUUCCCCUCGGGCUAUGACGAGACCUUCACCGAUAUGGUCCCUCCGUUUGAUCCCGUGCCGCCCGAGCAGCCCCAAGACUCCUCGAUCGACCAUAAUAAUAAACUAUUGAGCUUCUCGCUGCCCGCCUACCACUUCACUUUGCUCGACUACUCCAUGCGCCGGACCUCGUUGUCGGUGGCGGCCCAACUGCAUGGCAUGUUCUUUCUCGCCGAGUCCCCAUAUACAACGUCCCCGUCGGAGAACGCACCACCCCAGCAGGGUGCCGAGCUCACUUGUUACCGUCGCAACCUCUUCCAAAUCACCGGCUCCGUGACGUUGCCCCGAGGGAUGCGCUAUAUAAUGACCGACCAGGGGGACCGAAUCCCCAUUCUGGCGCAAGAACUGACCGUAUCGGCAACGGAAUCAGUGGAGGGAAACCCUGUGAAGAUUAUUUCGGUGCCGUGGAAAACGCCCUCCGCCGCGGCCGCCAACUCCGGCACUGCCAUCGAAGAAAGCACAACCGGAACCGCCGCCAAGGUCGAGAAGGAACCCCCGCCAAUCCCGCUGGAUACGAUGGCCGGCCAGGACCUUGAUACCGACUACGCCACGUUCCCGAUCGCUUGGAAACGGCUGCAGUUCCGGGUCGCAACUGCAAACAAUGGGCGGCGCAAGGAGUUGCAGCAGCACUUUGUUGUUCGGCUCAAGGUCGUCGCGACCCUCUCGACCGGCGCAAAGAUCUCCAUUUCCGAGGUGCAGUCGGGUCCCGUCAUCGUCCGUGGCCGCAGUCCACGCAACUUCCAGUCUCGCAAGGAUCUUCCAUUGAGCGGCAGUGCCGCUGCCUCGCGAAAGAACCAGGCUAACUCGGUGGCGUCACUCAACCGCACGCCGACCAACGACUCCGUGCCGCGUCGGGCCAGCGUGACUCCGGCAAAGACCAAGGCUCCUUCAACCACGGUGCAAAGCAGUUCCCCCGAGACGACAUCCUCGACGUCCAAUGCCAUCAUGCCGCAUGCUCACCAGUCCAUCUUCCCUCACUCGAGCCCGGAGCAACUCAGUCAGGCGAUCUCACAGGCUGCGGACUCGCAGCGCCGCGUCAGUGGGACGUCGGCUGCAGCGGCUGCGCCAAUCAAUCUGUCUCUGUUGGACGAGGAAGAUAGCAAUAACACGAGCCUCCAGCUGGAUCAAAAGAUGAUGAACUCCUACGCCAAUGACCUUAAUCAACAACGCUCUGUCAGUCUAGAUCAAUCGGCUGCACCGCCUUCCAAAAUGCGCAAGCUAUCACAUGGCAUCUCCCAAACACCAUCUCGAAGCGCCUCUUCGUCUAUACCAUUACUGGAAACCGCCAACCUCCCGCAGCAAUUCGUCUCGUCGCUGCCAUUCCCGAAUGAAAGUACCGACUUCUUAUAUGAAUACUUUCCUCUCGGAUUGGAUGAUUGGCAAGCUCCUGUGGAUGCUGUUUAUCGGCCUCAUGUGGUCCAUCAUACCAAUAUGCCAGAGAUGAAGUUUGUUGCUUCACGGGGUCGCAGCAAGAGGUAUUUUGCCGCCGAGGACGUGUUUUAA
Penicillium argentinense is the source of this 1734-nucleotide messenger RNA. Its product is annotated as NDT80/PhoG-like DNA-binding family protein. Gene Ontology annotation, molecular function: DNA-binding transcription factor activity; DNA binding. NCBI's taxonomy places the organism in Eukaryota, Fungi, Ascomycota, Eurotiomycetes, Eurotiales, Aspergillaceae. The record is from RefSeq and is a predicted model, not a curated record. The transcript has 3 exons. Gene Ontology annotation, cellular component: nuclear chromosome. Gene Ontology annotation, biological process: positive regulation of transcription by RNA polymerase II; meiotic cell cycle. The coding region runs from base 1 to 1734 and encodes 577 amino acids.